AUGUUUCGUCUUUUUGUGGCCCUGGUUGGCCUUCUGCCAUUCAUUGCUGCCUCGCCGUUCCCCGCCGACUACCGAAGAACCAUGGCUUCCAGCGAAAAUCAUGGAAACAAACUGGUGUUCUGUCAUUUUAUGAUGGGCAUCGUGAGCAAUCGCCAAAAUUCUAGCGAUUAUGAUGAUGAUAUGAAACGUGCGAAAGAUGCAGGCAUCGACGCAUUUGCAUUGAACAUCGGUACCGAUGAUUACACUGAUACUCAGCUGGCCUUUGCCUAUCAGUCCGCUGCCGACAAUGACAUGAAAGUGUUCAUUUCUUUCGACUUCAACUGGUGGCAGCCUAGCGAGGCUAGUGCUGUCGGCGUUAAAAUCGCCGAAUUCGCCAACCACCCUGCACAACUCAUGGUCGACGGAAGAGUCUUCGUUUCCUCUUUCACGGGUAAUGGUCUCGAUAUUGGUGCAUUGAAAGCAGCGGCUGGCACUGAUGUUUACUUUGCGCCCAACUUCCAUCCCGGUCAGGGUGAUUUCGGCGAGGUCGAUGCUGCUUUCAACUGGAUGGGUUGGAAUAACGAUGGUGCCAAUAAAGCCCCGACUCUGGAGAAGUUGGUGUCUAUUGCGGAGGGUGACGAUGCUUACAAGGCUGCCCUCGGUGGGAAGCCUUUGAUUGCCCCUGUCUCUCCUUGGUUUUCAACACACUACGGAACCGAGGUUUCCUACAGCAAGAACUGGGUAUUCCCAUCUGAUCUCCUCUGGUACAACCGAUGGAGAGAGAUCCUCGAGACCAGCCCUCGCUUCGUGGAAAUCAUCACCUGGAACGAUUACGGCGAGUCGCACUACAUCGGCCCGCUCUCAUCGCCCCAUUCCGAUGAUGGUGCCUCCAAGUGGGUGAUGGACAUGCCACACAACGGCUGGCUCGAUAUGGCCAAGCCCUUCAUUGCCGCAUACAAAGCAGGCUCCCAGACCCCAAUCGACUACCUCGACGAAGAAAAGCUGGUCUACUGGUACCGACCGACCCCAAAAGAAGCCGACUGCGACGCAACCGACACCACCAUGCACGGAGACGCCGAUACAUCCAGCGGCAACUUCUUCCGCGGCCGACCGAACGGCGCCCACAUCAUGACCGACGAAGUCUUCAUCGUCACUAUGCUCAAGGAGCCCGCGACCGUGGAGGUACAAUCCGGAGACAAGACCGAGACCUUUGAGGCCCCGCCAGGCGUGUGGUCGCACUCGGUACCGAUGGGCGUGGGUGCACAGAUCUUCAAGGUCACUCGUGGAGAAGAGACGGUGGAUUCUCUUUCUGGGACCAGUCUGAGGGAUAUCACCGAUACCUGCCCCUGUGGCAUUUAUAACUUCAACGCCUAUGUGGGCACUUUGCCGGCGCCGGAGACUAUUGAUGAGCUGCAACCUGAUGGUCUGGCUAUGCUGACUGAAGGAUUGCUAGUUGAGUGUGCAGUCAACACUCUUGGCAAAUCUCGCGAUUAG
Messenger RNA from Penicillium brevicompactum, 1473 nucleotides. RefSeq names its product glycoside hydrolase family 71 protein. The transcript has 4 exons. Lineage: Eukaryota; Fungi; Ascomycota; Eurotiomycetes; Eurotiales; Aspergillaceae. Gene Ontology annotation, molecular function: glucan endo-1,3-alpha-glucosidase activity. The record is from RefSeq and is a predicted model, not a curated record. Bases 1 to 1473 code for a protein of 490 amino acids. Gene Ontology annotation, biological process: mating projection tip cell wall disassembly.